This is a messenger RNA of Paecilomyces variotii, 655 nucleotides long. RefSeq names its product secretory pathway protein. The transcript is spliced from 2 exons. Gene Ontology annotation, molecular function: calcium ion binding. The record is from RefSeq and is a predicted model, not a curated record. The coding region runs from base 1 to 612 and encodes 203 amino acids. Gene Ontology annotation, cellular component: extracellular exosome; endoplasmic reticulum-Golgi intermediate compartment. NCBI's taxonomy places the organism in Eukaryota, Fungi, Ascomycota, Eurotiomycetes, Eurotiales, Thermoascaceae.
AUGACGCCUGCGUUCAUCAGUCUUGUCACGGCUCUGCUGGGUCUGACCAGCAUUGCCAACGGCCACGGUUACCAUCCACCGGCCACGCAGCAGGGCAACCUCGACUGGGCUACGAUGCACAUGCAAGAGGAGCAUCAUAUCGACAACUUCGACGCUGCUUCCUUCUUUACCCUGCACGAUUACGACGGUUCUGGCGCAUGGACACCAGACGAAGUUCGCAAAACUUACGGUCUGGAUGAUGCUUCUACUGCAGGCGUCAGUGAAGACAAGAAGCAGGAAGUCGUCCGAGAAGUAUUCACGCUCUUCGACCCCCUAAAAUCGGGUGUUAUCUCUUUCUCCGACUGGAUGCGUCUCAACCAGGCUGGAAGGAAAUUGCCAGAUUUCGGCCUUGGUCCAGGCCACCAUGGAGACAUGGAAUAUGAAUACGAGAUCCAUCACUUCGAGAAGUACCACGGUGACGAUGCAACGGAGGAGGAGCUUACGCAUCCUGAGGAUAUUGAGCACUUCCGGAAGCAUGACGAGGAGGAGCUGGCCCAGGAACGGCUGGAUCAGCUAGAGAAGAUGCAGAUUGUUGAAGCCAACAUUCCGCAGAAAUUCCUCCGACAGACAUGAUCACGCGGCGGUUUUUUAAUAUGUAUAUAUAAGAUGAUUUAUG